UGCUUAUGUAUAUGAGAAUAAUAUUGUUGAUUUGAAAUUAAUGUUUUUUCAGUGUAGUAACAGUUGUCUAAAGCAAUUACUCGAAUAAACAUUCGGCAUUUGUGUCGGUAAGAGCGGCGUACGCGUGAACGAAAUAGAAACGUUCGCGUUUCAAUUCGGCAAUGCCGAAAGAUCGACCGAGGUAGGUGCCACGUGAAAUGGGGUCCUCCUCGUGGACGACAUCAUUAGUUUAAUUGCAACUGCAUCUUGAUAAUCGUCCUAUAAAUUCCGGCCGGUGUCAUCUCGAUUACUGCAAUUUACUGGCAAAUUCGCGGAUCUUGGCGCAAAGUCGCGCGGCGCAAACACCGCUCUCUCGCCCUUUUGCUGUUCGCUGAGGGGGGGAGGGGAGGGGGGGGGGCGAAAAAGGGCCAGCAAUGUAUCCUAUAGUGCGAUACGACACUCGAAUUUCGAAGGGGUCGGCACCACGCCGCCCCACGCACCCCCGCGCGCGCAAUCUUCCCGGGGGUGGUAGGGGGCCCUCCGGCAAGCGGGCGACUCACCCCCUUGCGAAUUGGCGGAGCACGAGGAAGCGGGGCAGCGUCGGACGGUCGCCGCCAAUCGUCGCCGCCCUCGGCCACCGAUAGACCCUCGCGUCUGCGCCCCUCGGCCGGGUGUCCCCUGGUACGUCGGUGUUCCCUACGUCGCCCUCGGUUCGGGUACCGCGCGCAAGGCCGCAGACCUAUCACUUCUUUGGCGACAGCCGUCAGGGUAACAUCCUCGCACUCGCUUUCUACCCUCGCUCUCUCUAAUUCUCCCAUCCCUUCGACCCUUCGCAUCACCGCCAGAAAUCGACGAUUCCGUUAUUUCUCACCCGAGCUCGGCUCAUCUCUUCCCAGCUUCUGCCUCCUUCGAACUGUCCUCCCUCGUUCGGUCAUUUUCACCGACCUCCUACCUCUCACGUGCGCGCUCUUGCCCCUCGUUUCGCUCGCGCGUUUAUUCUUCUUCAUUUUUCUGUUUGUCCGGUUUCGCCAAGAUAGAGGCCGAUCCCGGGGACCGCGACCGUUUUCCCAACUUCGCGUCGCAGUGAAGGAACGUCCCGCGAUCGUUCCGGCUUCCGGUGACGUGUGCAAGCAGUAACUAAUCAGUUUAACGUUUCUCGCCGGUCUCUCAGGUAAAAUAAACUUCCGCUUCUGUGUUCGAUUCUUAGCCGCUCUCGCGAUUAUUACGAUUUAAAAGAAGAUCUCUCUCUCUUAUUCUCUUUCGCUAUAAUCCGACCUCGUGUUCGCCCGUCGAGUCUUUUCCCUGAAAAUACGUGCGGUUUCGCUCGCAAUUUUCGCAAAAACAUUCCCGCGGUUCCGUUUGCGGUUGUCCCCUCGCUUUUUUUUUUUUUUUUUUUUUAUUGUUGUUCGCCGAUUGCCUUCUCGCGGUCGUUCAACGGAAGAAACGUACGUCGCCGAUCGCGAAAAGCGCACCGGAUUUCGCGCCGCUCCCGCUUCCGUUACGGAAGGCGUCGCGAUGUAGCGCACGGCUGUCGCGCCCCGGAACUUCCUCGUGCCUUAGAACCGCCGUCCAGAUCGUGACAAUAAAUUCUCUCUUCGAGAGAAUCCCCUCUCCCUCCUUUCUACGAGACUUUUUGACCCUUUCCCCGCGCGUUUAUCGUAUCCGUUUCUUUUCCUUCGCGCCGUAGUAGACUGAAUAAACCAACGAGCUUAUUUUCCUUCCGAGUCGAUCAUCGAUCCAACCACGAGAUUGCCUUAUCGAGAUCCAAGUCCGUCCGGGUCUUCCCGAAAAGUUCUUCUCCUCGUACCCUUGUAUUUUCCCCUCGAUCGAGGUUGAACGGGAAAUCCACUCCGUCCCUUGUACCUUGUGCCUUGUCUACCUACAAUAGUCCCGAAUCACCACCGUCUGUGACUUCCCGGGGCGGAAACGAUCGUGAUCCUUCCCGAAGACACGAAGAUCCGACAGCGUGCAGUCGGCGACGAUCGUCCCUCUCCCCUCCCCGACUACGUAGAAUCUCCUGCGUACAGAAGUCUCUCCUGCCUUCUUUCUGUGCGUAACACGCGCGACGAGUUCGUCCGAGAAGAGAUCUCCCCGGGCGCGAUCGAGUGACACCAUCACGAUGAUCACACCGGCGACGCGUCGAGUGAUUCUGGAGGUUUUCGCGCACGUAGAAGAUCACCCCAGGCAAUCGCAAUGGCCACGCUAUCUUUGCGCAUCUCUAUACCGGAGAAGAACGCCACCAAGAUGAUGCAGUUCGAUCCCAGUACAUCAGUGUAUGAUGCUUGUCGUAUUAUUAGAGAAAAACUUGUCGAAGCCAGCAACAUGGGUCAACCGAAAGAUUACGGCCUGUUUCUUGCUGAUGAGGACGUGAAGAAGGGAGUUUGGCUCGAGCCCGGGCGAAAUCUCGACUACUACAUCCUGAGGAACGGAGAUCUGCUCGAGUACCGUCGUAAACUUCGUACACUGCGCGUCCGUAUGUUGGAUGGAACAUUGAAAACUAUGUUGGUGGAUGACAGCCAGCCCGUAGCCAAUCUCAUGGUAGUGAUAUGUACGAAGAUAGGUAUCACGAAUCAUGAUGAGUAUUCCUUGGUGCGCGAGCUGGUGGACGAUGACAAUGAGAAUCAAAAACCUGGAAAUUUUGGCACUCUCACGUUGAAGAGAAAGAAAGAGGAGAAAGGCGAAAGGGACGCUAAGAUGGAACAGUUGAGAAAAAAAUUAAAAACCGAUGACGAAGUGAAUUGGAUAGAUCCAAGUAAGACCUUGCGCGAACAAGGUAUAGACGAAUCCGAAACCGUUUUAUUGAGAAGGAAAUUCUUUUUCUCGGAUCAAAACAUUGAUAGUCGUGAUCCUGUGCAAUUGUCGCUGUUGUAUGUACAAGCGCGAGAUGCAAUUCUGGACGGUACACAUCCAAUUACACAGGAAAAGGCUUGUGUUUUUGCCGGGAUCCAAUGUCAAAUACAGUUUGGCGAUCACAAGGAGGAGAAACAUAAACCGGGUUUCCUCGAUCUUAAGGAAUUUCUGCCGCAAUCGUACGUUAAAGUGAAGGGAAUCGAAAAAAAGGUUUUUGCGGAACACAAAAAACACAUUGGACUUUCGGAACUGGACGCCAAAGUUCUGUACACAAAGACCGCCAGGUCGCUUAAUACGUACGGCGUUACGUUUUUCUUAGUGAAGGAAAAGAUGAAGGGCAAGAACAAGUUGGUGCCACGUCUGCUUGGCGUGACAAAGGAUUCGGUCCUGCGACUUGACGAGAAGACGAAAGAAAUUUUAAAGACGUGGCCGUUGACGACCGUGCGACGUUGGGGCGCCUCGCCAAACACCUUCACCCUCGACUUCGGCGAUUAUUCCGACCAAUAUUACAGUGUACAGACCACCGAAGCAGAGCAGAUACUCCAGCUGAUCUCCGGUUACAUUGAUAUUAUUCUGAAAAAACAGAAAGCAAAGGAUCACUUCGGUAUCGAGGGAGACGAGGGAUCUACCAUGGUGGAGGAUAGCGUGUCGCCACUAAAAGCUACAAUCAUGCAACAUGAGACUAGCAAUAUUGGUAAAGGAAAUGUAGAAGCUGUCUCAGUCGCAAUACCAGCCGUUAUGAGGGCCGGAGGAGAUGGGGCUCGACCAUAUGGAACUGGUCACAUAGGUGGUGCCCAAUACACGACCAUCAGUGGACAGGUGAACAUCGCUCAUGCUCCGCCUACGGUCCAACAAACUAAGGUGACAUCCGUCCUAUCUGAACCGCAACGUGCCUUAUUAUCGACCAUCACCGCCGGUCACGAGGUGAUCCACAUCGCCGAGACGGAACUGACCACGAAGGCUCAGUUGCCCGAACUUGGUACAGAUCCGGCGUCUUUGAGAUGGAUCGAGCAGACGAUCGACACUCACAAGCAGAACGUGGGCUCGCAGAUCGCGGCGAUGAACGCUGCGACCGCCCAGGUAGUAACGUUGACUUCCGGGCCAGCGGACGACGUCGAUCACACUGCAGUGGGAGCGGCAAUCACCACAAUUGCCACGAAUUUGCCAGAGAUGACGAAGGGCGUGCGGAUGAUAGCUGCUCUCAUGGACGAUGAGUCGUCCGGUGAGCGUCUAUUAGACGCAGCCAGGAAACUGUGUUCUGCGUUCUCGGAUUUGCUGAAGGCUACAGAACCGGAGACCAAGGAGCCUUUCUACAUAACAUCUACGCUGUAUGGACAAUAUCCGCGACAGAAUCUAUUGAAUGCGGCAUCGCGAGUGGGUGAAGCGUCGCAUCAAGUAUUAACGACUAUUGGCGAAGAGGACGACUCGAAUCGCGAGUUGCAAGACAUGUUACUUGCGCUCGCUAAAGCCGUGGCUAAUACCACCGCUGCUUUGGUACUGAAGGCGAAAAAUAUAGCGGCGACGUGCGAAGACUCCGCUACGCAGAACAGAGUGAUAUCAGCCGCGACGCAAUGCGCGCUGGCUACGUCUCAGCUCGUGGCAUGUGCCAAGGUCGUAGCACCAACUUUACAUUCACCUGCCUGUCAGACGCAAUUGAUGAACGCCGUUCGCGAAGUGACCAGAGCUGUGGAGCGCCUGGUUCAAGUCUGCAAUGAGACGUGCAGUGAUGACAACUUGCUGAAGGAGCUGAGCCUUGCUGCCGCUGAAGUCAGUCGUACCUUGAACGAUCUUCUCAAUCACAUCAAGACCGCCACUAGGGAGCGUGCCAAAGAAUCCAUCCAGGAAGGUGCAGUGGAAACUAUCUUUGUUGCAACAGACAAACUGUUCGCUAGCACUGGUGAUGCCGGUGAAAUGGUACGACAGGCAAGAGUGGUCGGUCAAGCUACCGCGCAAUUGAUUCAGAGUAUCAAAGGUGAAGCUGAGAGACAGACAGAUUCGGAACAGCAACAGCGUCUACUAGCGGCGGCGAAGCUACUCGCUGACGCCACCGCUAGGAUGGUGGAGGCAGCGCGGCAAUGUGCUAGCAGUCCACACGACAUUAAGAUGCAAGAUCAACUGCGCCAAGCAGCGGAAGAAUUACGAGCUGCGACAACAGCGGCAGCGACGCCAGCAUUACGUAGAAAACUUAUCACGCGUUUAGAGGCUUGCGCUAAACAAGCUGCGUCUACGGCCACGCAAUGUAUCGCAGCGUCUUCUGGUGUUGGACACCACAACACCAACCCAGCCAGCCAGGAGGAACUGAACAUGGAAUGUCGUAUGAUGGCACAACAGAUUCCACAUCUUGUAUCAGGAGUAAAGGGUACCCAAGCGCAACCAGAUAAUCCUACAGCACAGUUAAAUCUGAUAAAUGCUUCCGAACAAUUUCUACAACCAGGCACCGCCGUAGUGAAAGCGACUAGAGCCGUACUGCCGACGGUCACCGAUCAGGCAUCCGCCAUGCAGCUGAACACUACUUCGCAGCAAUUAGGAUCAUCGUUGGCAGAUCUUCGAUCAGCGGUAACGCGUGCCAGGGAAGCCUGCGGCGGAUUGGAGCUCGACGCUGCGGAAGAGCUGAUUAAUAGCCUAAAAGAUGAAAUAGGCGAGUUUUAUCGCGCUGUCGAAGCUGCCUCGUUGAGACCAUUACCGGAAGAGACGACAGAAUCAACUGCGCUACGACUCGGUGCUACAUCAAAGAAUGUUGGAUACGCUAUGGCACAGCUAUUAUCUGCCGCCAAGCAGGGCAACGAAAAUUACACCGGAAGCGCCGCUAGAGAAACCGCUUCGGCGUUGAAAGACCUCACCUAUGCCGUACGUGGUGUGGCCGCCACGUCCAAUCAACCGGAGACGCAGAAGAAGGUGUUGAUGACAGCGGACGACGUGAUCCUGCGAUCGCUGCGCUUGGUAAAGGAAGCGCGACGUGUACUGAAGAAUCCCGACGAUCCUGAGAACGAGGUUAAUCUUGCUGCAGUUGCCAAGGACGUUUCCAAUUCGUUAAACAAAUGCGUGUCCUGCCUGCCCGGACAGAGAGACGUCGACGAAGCAAUAUACAACAUCGACGAUAUGACUCAAGUGCUCAACAUAAAUGAAUUUCCCCAAACAAGCAGGAGUUAUGGACAAUUGCAGAGCGACCUCAACAAUGCUGCCGCCAAUUUGAAUGAUGCGUCGUCGAACGUAGUAUCAUCCGUGCGUUCACCCGUGCAGCUCGCAAACUCGUCGAAACAAUUUACCAAUGCUUUCGGGGAAUUGUUGAGUGUGGGUCUGGAAAUGGCGAGUCAAACAACAGUCGAAACCCGCAGUCAGGUAGUGAUAUCAUUGAAGAACAUUAGCAUAACUUCUAGUAAGCUCCUCAUGACCGCCAAAUCAAUUGCGGCCGAUCCCACUGCACCAAACGCAAAGAAUCAACUCUCAGCGGCGGCUCGCGCGGUUACCGACUCCAUAAAUUACCUGGUAGACGUGUGCACCUCAGCAGCACCCGGACAAAACGAAUGCGACAAUGCCAUCAGAAACAUUCAGUCCAUGCGAUCUCUGUUAGACAAUCCGAGCGAGCCCAUUUCGGACGCCUCUUAUUUCGAGUGUUUAGAGACCGUCAUGGAGAAAAGCAAGAGCCUCGGUGACGGUAUGACUGGCAUCGCAAACCAUGCGAAGAAGUCUGAACAUGAACAGUUUUCUGUCGCAGUUCGUGGAGUCUCCUCCUCGAUUUGCGGUUUAAUUGAAGCAGCUGCUCAAGCAGCCUAUCUAGCGGGCGUGAGCGAUCCUACAUCUGUAGCUGGUAAACCGGGUCUCGUAGAUCAGGCGCAAUUCUUGCGAGCGGCGCAGGCUAUUCAUAGCGGUUGUCAGAGUCUCAGCAACCCGACCAGCACGCAACAACAAGUGCUCUCGGCUGCUACCAUGAUCGCCAAGCAUACCAGCGCGCUCUGCAAUGCUUGUAGACUCGCGUCCAGCAAGACUAGUAAUCCAGUAGCUAAGCGGCACUUUGUUCAAUCCGCCAAGGACGUCGCUAAUUCAACGGCGUGCCUCGUUAAAGAGAUCAAAGCGCUCGAUCAGAAUUAUUCCGAUGUCAACCGCGAAAAGUGCGCGGAAGCUACGAAACCGCUACUCGAGGCGGUAGAUAAUCUCUGCACAUUUGCGGGUUCUCCCGAAUUCGCAAGCCAGCCGGCCAAAAUAUCCAUUGCCGCUAGAGCCGCCCAGGAACCGAUCACCAGUGCCGGCAAGUCCAUCAUCGACGGCUCAUGCGCCAUGGUGCUCGCAGCCAAGAGUCUCGCGGUCAGUCCAAAAGAUCCACCGACUUGGCAGCUGCUGGCCAAUCACAGCAAGAGCGUCAGCGACUCAAUUAAGUCGCUGGUAGCAUCGAUCCGUGAUAAAGCACCUGGUCAGAAAGAGUGUGAUGCCGCAAUCGAAAAAUUGUCGGCACGAAUACGCGAGCUCGACGCAGCCUCGCUUAGCGCAGUGUCACAGGCGCUGUUGCCGCGCCGCGAAAACACUAUGCAGGGAUUCACGGAUCAGAUGGAGAGCAGCGCAAGCGAGUUGCGCGAGAAGCUGGAACCAUUACGCACCGCUGCCAAGUAUGAGGCAGAGAAUGUCGGUCACGCCGUCAAUCAAAUCGCCCUUUACUCGGAACCGCUUGUCUCCAGCGCGAUUGGCGCCGCGUCUAAUAUGGUGCAUUCAAAGCAGCAGAUGGUGCUGCUGGAUCAAACAAAAACUGUAGCCGAAUCCGCGCUGCAACUGAUUUACGUCACAAAGGAGUCCGGCGGCAACCCGAAGGCUGUCGCGCUGCACACUGAGGUGGAUGAAAUUGUUGAGUCCACUAAAGACGCGCUUCAGGAGCUGCAGAACACCUUGGAAACUAUAUCGACGUCAGCGGGCAUUGUUACCGGCUUGAUCGACACAAUUUCUCGUGCGAUGGUGAGAUUGGAGGAUUACCGUAUGUCUACUGUUGAUACUGUGGACUCUUACGUAGAUUAUCAGACAAGGAUGGUCGAAGCUGCCAAAGAGAUCGCUCGGUUGGCGCAAGAAAUGUCGACUAAAUCGAGCACCGACGUAGCCAGAUUGGGACCCCUGGCAGUCGAUAUAUCGCACAAAUACACUCAACUUGCUCGUGAUACUUCCGGAGCGUCUGCAGCUGCCUCCAAUGCUGAUGUGUCUGCCAGACUUCGCACUGGCGUCCAGGAACUCGGCCGAGCCUGCGCGGACAUAGUGCGCGCGGCCGGCGUAUGUCAAAUGUCACCCGGUGACGCAUACGCCCAACGAGAAGUCGCGGAGCACAGUAAGAUUGUGACCGAAAAGGUGUCGCAAGUACUGACCGCAUUGCAGGCAGGCUCGCGCGGCACUCAGGCAUGCAUCAAUGCCGCCAGCACGGUUUCCGGCAUUAUUGGUGACCUCGACACUACUAUCAUGUUCGCCACCGCCGGUACUCUACACGCCGAGAAUGAGGGUGACACAUUCGCUGAUCAUCGCGAAAGUAUAUUGCAGACCGCGAAGGCACUGGUAGAAGAUACGAAGACACUAGUGGCUGGAGCGGCGUCCUCGCAGGAACAACUGGCUGUUGCCGCGCAGAACGCAGUAUCGACGAUUGUUCAGCUUGCCGAAGUCGUCAAAUACGGUGCGGCCAGUCUGGGCAGUCAGAAUCCGGAGGCCCAAGUGAUGCUAAUCAACGCCGUGAAGGACGUCGCGUCUGCACUUGGCGAUCUCAUUCACGCCACCAAGGCCGCCAGUGGCAAGCCCAUCAAUGAUCCCAGCAUGGAGCAUCUGAAAGAUUCCGCCAAGGUAAUGGUGACGAACGUGACGUCGCUGAUAAAAACAGUGAAGGCCGUGGAGGAUGAGCACACACGCGGUACCAGGGCAUUGGAGUCCACGAUCGAAGCUAUUGCUCAGGAAAUCCGAGCGCUUAGCAGUUCCGAGACGCAGAGGAGCAACGUAACGCCGGAGGAUCUUGUGCGUUGUACGAAGAGCAUCACCAUAUCGACGGCGAAGGCGGUCGCCGCUGGGAACAGUUGCAAACAGGACGAUAUAAUCGCUGCUGCUAAUAUGGGUAGGAAGGCUAUCAGCGACAUGUUGGCCAUUUGUAAAGGUGCAGCCCACCAUUGUGCCGAGACCACCGAGCUGUGCGAACGUACUCUUCAGGCGGGACACGACGUUGCCAUCAAUUAUAGGGAGCUGCUUCAGGCCAUUCUGCAAAUAGCGUCGAGGUCGGGCGACGCCAAGCACACCUUGCCGGCGAUCUCGCGUAAGAUCGCGCAGAGCGUAACGGAGCUGGUGGCGGUGGCGGAACUAUUGAAAGGCACCGACUGGGUCGAUCCCGACGAUCCCACAGUAAUCGCGGAAAACGAAUUACUUGGGGCAGCCGCCAGUAUCGAUGCAGCCGCUAAGAAGCUGGCCAGUCUGAGACCAAGGAGAAGCAUCCAGGAGGCUAACGAAGACAUGAACUUCGACGAAAUGAUUCUCGAAGCCGCCAAAUCGAUCGCUGCUGCCACCUCGGCGCUGAUAAAGGCUGCCAGUGCUGCUCAACGAGAACUCAUCGCAACCGGCAAAGUAUCACGUACGCCGCUGACAAGCUCCGACGAUGGUCAAUGGUCCGAAGGUUUAAUUUCAGCUGCUCGAAUGGUGGCAGCCGCCACCCAUAGCCUUGUAGAAUCUGCGAACGCUCUCGUUCAAGGAGUAAGCUCCGAAGAGAAGUUGAUUUCUAGCGCUAAGCAGGUUGCGAGCAGCACGGCGCAACUGUUGGUCGCUUGCAAGGUCAAGGCCGACCCUGACAGCGAGAGCACGAAACGUUUACAAGCGGCCGGUAAUGCCGUAAAACGUGCUACCGAUAAUCUCGUACGUGCUGCGCAACAGGCUAUCCAGCAAGAGGAGGACAGAUCAUUGGUCCUAAAUCGCCGUAUGGUAGGCGGUAUCGCGCAGGAAAUCGACGCACGCUCGGAGGUUUUACGAAUUGAACGUGAGCUGGAAGAAGCUCGAGGCAGGCUGACCGCAAUUCGUCUAGCCAAAUACAAGAAUCGAUCGGAUCUAGCCGACGGAGACGGUGACGUAGCAGUUGACCAGGGCGGCUAUCAGAGUUAUACCACCCGGUACGAAACGAGGGCAUACGAGCCGCACACUACAAGUUCACCUAUUCAGACGAUGAAUCACACUUUGGAUCAAUUGCAGUCUACCACGCAGCACAUUAGUCACCAGUUUAUUGAUCAGCAAAACUUGGUGAGUCCAGAGAAAGUACAUUCGACGCAAAGCACUCUUGAGAGAAAGUUAAAAGACAACCAAUAUCGAUCUACUAUGGAUCAGUACGGAUCCCUGGACAGAAAGUACACCGUCGACAGUUAUCAGGACAGAAGUCCGUACAUCGUCACUGAGAGGAAGUUCAUAACGGACAAUUCACCUGGCCAGUACAGCUCAAUCGAACGAAGAAUCAAUCAGGAGAGUUUUACUACGGAGAAAAAACAUACGGAUGGAUUCGCUUUGUAUCCGCCGCCCCAACACAUCUCAUACUCGACCGAGUCCCCGACUUCCAAGACUCCUGUUCAGGAGCAAAUUGCCGAGGACAGAAAGUCACCGCAGGAUCAGCCGAAGUAUUCGACUGAUCGGUUCAUAGGCGUCAGUCCGAUGAGCACGUUCCGUUCCGAGAAGCAAAUAGACACGCAGCGAUUCAGUAGCGGUAUUCCGCAGCAUCAAACGUUCAAGAAUGUUGAGAGUAAGGUUAUUCCCGGCGGUAAAAUUGAGACAAUCACAACGAAAGUGUACUCGUCCACGCCCGGCAAGAAUAUCAGCAGUUCUAAUUAUGAGACUACUGAGGAGACCAAGCAGUACACGUCCGGCAAUGAUCUGUCAACUUUCAAGGGCAGCGACACUGUCGAAGAGCGUACGAUGAAGCAAUCGAUGCACAAAAUCACAGAGAAGAAGACUGUCACCAUGACGACGUCAAGUCGACAGGAGUCCAACACGAAAACUUUUCGUUAUGAGGACAAACAGUGAAAAGCGAAGAUAAGAUCCACUGCAUGCAAUUGAACCGGUAAUUUCGUCCAAGAAUAAUCUUAGAAAAGUGAUUUGUCUAAAUUCAAACAGCUUAAAAAAUGUCUGAAACAGUUUGUAAAAAACAAUAUAAAAUUAUUUUAACACAAUAGAUGACUUUUCUCAACUGAGAUCAACGACAUCUCGAGCUUUUAAGAUUGAACUAAAAAUGAUGUUAUGAUUCUUGAUGAGUAACGACAAGCUUUCGCAGGAAAAGUUUUGCUAACCUCACCGAGGAUGAUCUUUGUUAUGCAUUAAGAGUUUGCGUAAUAAUUUACGUAUUUCAACACUUUGAAACGAGAAGGAACGAUAACGUGGCCGAGUUAUUUAUUAGCGAAACGAUAGAAAGUGUCCUUAGAUAGAUGUUAACACUUGUGCUUUCAAUCAGUAGCCUUAUGAACGUAAUUUAAUCGUGGAUGUUUCGCGGCUGCAAGCCAUGAAUCGUUUUUUCGAUAGCCAUACAACUUACGUCUCGAGACGCGAAUCGAUUGCACAUAAUAUUACGUCUAAUGUAGGAAAACACUAAUUGUUCGCAUUCGUAUAUUCACACAGUAAGUUUUUUGUUUCUUUUGAUUUUUUUUCUCUUCGCUUAUACAGCACGAGAAAAGUAGAGAAUAAUUAUGCGCUUGAAUUAAUGUAGAAUUAAUUUUAUGUUUAUUCAUUUGCGGUUAAGACCGUAAUCCACCGGAUUAACAAGAGAAGCAACAUAUCAUUUAAUUUUAUUAAUUUUUUCGAUGUGUCGCGCGGUGUCGAGACAGGCCCGGCGACGCGCCACCGCUAUUAACACUUUCCGUUUUCUCGAUUAACUCUUCCCUUUUUCCUUCCGACGUUUUACUGCGUUUAUAUUUAUUCCGAAAAUCCUCCACACUAUUGCGAAAUACUGACUCUUUUUCUUUGACCCUUACGUUUCUUCUAGCGCAAUUCUACGUACUAUUAAUCUGCAGGCGGUAGCUCGUUUUCAAUGUUAAAUUAUUAGGAGGAGACGGGAAAUUUGUAUGAUUAAAUUGUGGACGCAAAGUUUACUAAUUUUUUUUAGGAAAUAAAUGAAUAUUGUUCCCGUUUAGUUAUUUACUAAAUUAAAAAAUAUUUUAUUAACUGUAUUUUAGAUGUAGAAAAUUAAUUAUUUACUUAUAUAUAAUAUAAUUAAAUAUAUAAUUAUAAAAUACUAAUUUAUACAAAAUAAGUUUUGUUACAAAUUAAUUACAAUUGAAUUUUCUACUUCUUAAAUAUAGUAGUAAAUAACACCUAAAUGAAAAAAAUUGCGCCUAUUUUUUUCCUGAAAUAAAUUUGUGAAUCUUGUCUUUAAUUCAUCCACAAAUCUUUUUAUUCUUGAUUGAAUUUACUGAUGCAAGCUUAUAUUUUCGAGCCCAGCUAGUUGUUACGAGUAAUCGAGUGCAAUUAUUAUUCGCUUUUGCGAAUGUAUACGCUAUUAUACAUAAAUAUCUCUUAAUAUGUCUAUGAAAUUCAGGGAAUCUUCGCAUUAGACCUGAUGCGAUCUAACGAAAAAAGUGCCUAUUUACCGAACUGCCAGCGAGCUGCCGCUUUUUUCAUUCGGAUGAAUUUAGCUGAUAUAUUGGCUUAGUUACUAGUUUAAAAUUCUGCAUAUACUUAAAUACUUAAAAUACAAAUGAUUUCAUAUAAGAAUUUUGUUUAAUUUAUUUACAUUAAUUAUUUACUAUUCAAUAUAAAAAUAAGAUUAUCUAGAUAACUGUUAAAACCUUUUAAUUACAAUUAAAAAUUAAAGUGUACACAAUUGAAAAGUCUUCAUAUAAAGCAAAUAAUUUCAUAAUUAUUGUUUACAAGAAAUUGUUUACAAAAUUGAUUAUUGUCGGCCAAGUUCAUACGAAUGUAUACUUUUCCUUUAAUUAUGCUCGAUUAGUACGAUUCAUAAGAAGUCUCUAAUAUUACCAAAAAUCGAAUGCUUUACUAAUGUGUUUAAUCGAGUGUGUGUGUGAACGAGUGUAUUGGCCAAAUAAACGGUCAAUGUCGAGUUCUUCCAAAGUGAUGCGCGCGUAUUACAUUUUAUUGUAUAUUUUUAAGAGGGAAAUUGCCUAUUACAACCCUAUGUAUCUUUAGAUUUGCGCAAACCGGAAUCUUAAUAAUAACAAUUUGAUAAUCAGCCAAAUCAAUCAGCUUGGCCGAUCUCUUUUAUUUUGAUUGAUUUUGCUAACCGACUUCUGCGUUUGCGUUGCAAUUACGCUGUGAAUUAAAAAGAAAAAAAAUUAAUUAUUUUGUGAAUAAUUUAUUUGAAUUUACAUAUAUCAGCGACUAGAAUUAAAGAGAUCAAUCGAAAAUAACGCGCAUUGCGAUAAGUUUGUGUGAGUCUUUGUAUCUCUAGACGAAUGUGCCAUGAUAUAUAACAAAUGUAUAUCGCAAGAUGACGAAUUAUAUAUGAAGAUAUAUAUAUAUACAUAGAUAUGUAUUACAUAUAUACAAGAAAUGCAGCGAUCUUUACGAUUGUAAUAAUGUUUUACAUUGUUUUAAUGAUUUAUAUUAUAUAGAGAGUAUUUUUUUAAUAGUUGUUCUGUAAUUGUCUUUUAAACACAUACAUAGAAAUAUCUUUUAGAUCUAUUUUUCACGGAAUGUUACGAGUUUAUGAUGUACGUUAUAUCGAUAUUAUGUAAUAUUCUUUUUACUUAUUAUUAUUAAUCUUUAUUACGCGAUAAAAGAUAUUAUUACGGUUAUUAUUAUAUGGUUUGUAUUAAUCUCUUUUGCCAUUAUUAAAAUCCAAAUAUUUAUACAGACGUAACCAAUAAACAGUUUCUAACAU
Molecule: messenger RNA, 13636 nt
Organism: Monomorium pharaonis (pharaoh ant)
Lineage: Eukaryota; Metazoa; Arthropoda; Insecta; Hymenoptera; Formicidae
Gene: rhea
Product: talin-1
Exons: 14
Coding region: 2173-10830 (2885 amino acids)
Biological process (GO): cell-cell adhesion
Cellular component (GO): focal adhesion; plasma membrane; ruffle
Molecular function (GO): structural constituent of cytoskeleton; actin filament binding; integrin binding
Source: RefSeq, a predicted model, not a curated record